AUUAGGCUCGUUUUGAAACGUUUUCGUCUCGGGGAAGGAUUUCCAGGUGCCCGGACUACCUCCUGCGGACUGGAAAGGAGACAGGCAGUGCAGGCUACUGGAGAGCUGAAUUCACCGAAAAUAUGUGUGAAAAAGGAGCUUGAAAAAUGUGCAGUUGAACAAAGGCUUCAGCAUGGAGAAGAUGAAGAUCAAGCAGUCAUGAGCCAUGACUCCUCUUCUUGUACAAAAACUGAAAACAUGACGAGUUGGCAGAAUGGCUUGGGAAAUGCCACCUCUGUUAUCUGUAUAGUAAUGGAUAAUAAAGAAUCAGGGAGCAAUACUACCUCAUUAUGUCAUAAUGGGGGGAUCAGCACAAAUAACAAAAAUGGAAAUAACAAUCAGGACGAUAAAACCAGUCCUUCCAAAAUAAUGCAUUUUUUCCCCACUCCUCGUAAGAGGUCCAGCUCCAAUGUAGAGCGGCCUCGUUCAGUUAUAGUUAUGGGGAACUCAUCAACAUGGAAUGCUUUGUCUUCCCUUAGAAAAAUGGGAUCUUUCAAGAAGUUAAAAUCGUCAGUUCUCCAAGGAAUUCCAGCCAAAGAAGAUCCAGAUAACCUAAAGGAUAGCCUGUCAGAGAACCAAACCAGGAAGUACAUUCCAAACAAUACAACAGUGAGACUUCAGACAAACAGGUAUUCUUAUUCGGGGCCUUUACAUGACAGUACCACAGAUAACACAGUGGUUUCUGAUAAUUCUGAUGGAGAGGAAGAUUCCUUCCUGAGGAACACUCAUCGAUCACGCAGCAUCAGGCGUGCUUAUGCAACUGGCCGUAUAAAUUUAUUAGAUGGUGAUAAAACCCAGGACCCUCAGAGCAAUACCAAAAUGGUCAUGCAGGAAUCCCAGAUUUGUGAAAUUGUAGGGAAAGAUCUAGAAUGUCCUAAGGUGCUCUACAGGAGGAGUAAGAGCAGCGAUAAUCUGAAUUUUCUCAAAAAGAGCUCGUUCAAAAGGAAGUCAACCUCAAACCUCACCGACCUCAAAGCUGUAAACGAAAAGCAUUUGCCACCAAGAACCAUGAGUAUGUCAUCAUCUGACUCAGACAAAGCCAACAGGAACUCAGAGCGGAAAUCAAAACGUUGGAAGAGCCCAAUUAGAGCGAAGGAUUUUGACAGAGUUUUGAAACUUGUCAGUAACAUAACUGAUGGUGCUUUGAAGAAGGACUGUCCUAGGACCGAUAUUUCUUCCCCCGGUGAACAGAACCAAAAGACAAGACCGAACAGCAGGCUCCAUGAGGACUAUUCCCGCAGGGUUUCCAGCAGCACUGAGAAUGAGAGGAGUAAGUGUCUGUCAUCCCGGCGUCACCCAGCCUCAGCUCCUUCCAGGUACACCAUCCAGUGUUCUGAGGAUUACUCUGCUGGUUUACCUUCUGCAUUAAAUGUCGAUGCUACGGGCCAUAGGAUGUCAUCCUGUGAUCUUUCAGACUUGGUUUGUUCUCCACCUCCACUUCAGAACCCUGGGUCAAUUCCUGAUGAAGUUUUCCAUGAAGAUUUUGAGGGGUCAAAAAACUCCAGUCCAUUUACAUACAGCACUGAGCCCCCCCACCAUCCUGCUAGACCCACCGUUCCCAAGCCUCAGAGUCUUAAUGCUGAAAGCAUCAAGUGCAACAUGGAUAUCCAUUGUCCAGACCGGUACAGUACCCUGUCGCUCAGCUCAGUGGAAAGUGAGGGAAGAGGGGAGGGGCCGUCUGCCAAGUUGGGGAAGAGUCCUGUUUGCUUCCAGGAUUCUGUGCAAGCCGUAUACUACGACGAUACAAAUGAAGACAGUGGCAUCAGCAGCCAUUCUCAGCUAAGUCUCAACUUAGCUAUGAGUGCUGAUGAAAAGAAGGAAGAGGUAAGAAGGAAAGUUGUUACUGAUGAACACUGGAAGAAGUUUCAAGAUGAAGAAAGAACAGAUGCUCAAAAAGUCCGAACCAGAAGAUGGGGUUCUGGAAAAAGAUCUCGGCCUCGGCCCCUGUCAGAUUAUGGCCAGUUGGCAAUUAGAAGUUUGUCCAUUCCAGAAGAUUCUGUCGCUUUGGAUUCCCAGGAAAUGGACUCUCUGGAGAAUGACAGUGAGACCAAGCCUCCCCCUGUUAAAUCAGGCACUUGUGCAGUAGCCAAUCCAAAAGCUCACAGAAGACGACCCAUCUCUAUCAUUGGUGCAAUCAGUUAUUAUGAAAAUAAUCAAACGGAAGAAAUUACCGCUCUCCUUGCACAACCUGUGGCACGGCCUCCUGUACCAGCACACCAGGUUCCCCCUUACAAAGCUGUCUCAGCCAGAUACCGCCCCUUCACCUUUUCUCAAAGCACACCCAUUGGUCUGGAUAAAGUUGGGUGUAAGCGUCAAAUGAGAGCUUCCAAUGGUGUUACAGAUGGGAGUGCUGAAUCUCCAGCUUUAGUCGAUGAUGAUGGCAGUGAAGAGGAUUACAGCUACGAAGAAUACUGCCAUGCCAACCCCAGGUACUUGCAGCCUGGAGGCGAGCAGCUAGCUGUCAGUGAGCUGAUAAGUGAUGGAAAUGUGGUCUAUGCAGAGGCUCUCUGGGAUCACGUGACCAUGGAUGAUCAGGAAUUAUCCUUCAAAGCUGGAGAAGUCAUCCAAGUCCUUGAAGCUUCCAACAAAGAUUGGUGGUGGGGAAGAAAUGAAGACAAGGAAGCUUGGCUUCCAGCCAGUUUUGUCAGACUACGAGUCAAUCAAGAAGAACCUGCAGACUACUGUAGUGGCCUCCAAGAUGAAGAACCAAAUCCUGAAAAGCAUCGCCAAAAAAUAGCAGAAAACAAAGAUCAGAUGAGAACCAAUGUAAUUCAGGAAAUAAUGAACACAGAGAGGAUUUAUAUCAAACAUCUGAAAGACAUCUGUGAGGGAUACAUUCGGCAAUGUCGCAAACAUACAGGAAUGUUUACUCCGGCCCAGCUAAGCACCAUAUUUGGAAAUAUUGAAGAUAUUUACAAAUUCCAAAGAAAAUUUUUGAAAGAUCUAGAGAAGCUGUACAACAAAGAAGAGCCCCACUUAAGUGAAAUAGGGUCCUGCUUUCUUCAGCAUCAAGAAGGAUUUGCAAUCUAUUCUGAGUAUUGUAACAAUCACCCUGGAGCCUGCCUUGAGCUCUCCAACCUGAUGAAACAGAGCAAGUACCGCCAUUUUUUUGAAGCUUGCCGCCUCCUUCAGCAAAUGAUUGACAUUGCUAUUGAUGGUUUCCUCCUCACUCCUGUUCAGAAAAUCUGUAAAUAUCCCCUGCAGCUUGCUGAAUUAUUAAAGUACACCACUCAGGAUCAUAGUGACUAUAACAAUAUCAAGGCAGCAUACGAAGCCAUGAAGAACGUAGCUUGCCUCAUCAAUGAACGCAAACGAAGGCUGGAAAGUAUAGACAAGAUUGCUCGCUGGCAAAUCUCCAUUGUCAACUGGGAGGGGCAAGACAUCUUAGGCAAAAGCUCUGAAUUAAUCCACUCUGGAGAAUUGACGAAAAUCUCCAAACAAGGCAAGAGUCAGCAAAGAACAUUCUUUCUUUUUGACCAUCAGCUUGUGUUCUGUAAGAAAGAUUUAUUGAGAAGGGACAUGUUGUAUUACAAAGGCCGGAUGGACAUGGAUGAAAUGGAGGUGGUAGACAUUGAGGAUGGCAAAGACAAAGACUUCAAUAUCUCUGUAAAAAAUGCUUUCAAAAUUAUAAAUAACGCUACGGAAGAAGUUCACCUAUUUUGUGGGAAAAAGCCAGGUGAUAAAAAAAAGUGGCUGGAGGCUUGUGCAAAUGAGAGGAGACGAGUGCAAGAAGACAAAGAAAUGGGAAUGGAAAUCUCAGAAAACCAAAAGAAGGAAGCAAUGCAAAAUGCGCGGAAGUCAAGACAUGGGAAAAUGAAAGGUGUCAGCUAUAAUGGAUGCUCAGUGCCACCACUACUCCAGAGUUUGCAUCCUAUCCAUCAGCGUCACAUCACAGUGCCCACUAGUAUUCCACAGCAGCAGGUGUUUUCCCUCGCAGAACCAAAGCGAAAGCCAUCCCUUUUCUGGCACACUUUUAACAAACUGACACCAUUUAAGAAAUGAACAGCCCAACAUCCAUGGCCUGAGAGGCCAUCCGGAAAAGGGGAACCAUUUGCCAACAAAAGCUUUUGUUGGUCCAGUUGGAAAACCUGGAUUCUGCCCUGGAGAGAAGAUGUGGGCUCGUUUCUGAUUUUUCCACCGUAACCUUCAUUGAGCAACAUGAAGAAGACUUGGUUUAUUGAAGGAGACAGUGAAUGAUCUGAAAUGGAUGUGGUCCUGAAUCAAUAAACAGACUGAUGGGAGAGUUGCCACUUGACCACAGUAGCAAAUUGCUGCUCUCUCAGAAAAUGCCAUGUGCAUAUAUUGUCACCCUUGUAUCAAAGGAAUGGUUCAAAAGAUAGCGUCUCCACCUUUGUGCAGAAUUUCGCAACGGUGGUUUCAUCGUUCCUAUGGCUCUUACAUCAUCAAGUUGUUGGUACUGAGAAAACUGCUUAGUUCUUCCUAUUUGUCUUUGUUUGCUGUGUUCUUCUGUUAAAUGAGACUUAGACUUCCUUAAGGCACAUUCAUGGCAAAAGGAAGACAAUGUGAAAUCAGUGACAUAAAUAUAUGAACAUGUAUUUUUAUAUGAAGAAAGUCCCACUUGGACUCAGGGUGGACUGUUACCAAAAACGGUGUUUUGCUGUAUGCAUUUCUAUUAAUCAAGAAAAGGAUUUCAUUUUGCUAUCUUUGGUUCUUGAGUCCAUGAAAACUGCAUCAUUGGUUUCCAGUGUGCCUGCUUGUACUUUAUGAAAAAAAAUGAAAGUAUUUCCUUUUAAAUUUUAGGAGUGCAACUAUACAAAGAUAACGAUAUGAAAAAGCAACCUGAGAGAGUUUUUACUCAAUCCCAUAAAUGUUCUCAUUCCAUCUGGUUUGCGGGUUUCUUACAAAAAUGACUUUAAGCAAGUUCCAACAUGAUAUUUUUAUGUGGUUGCUCUUAUGUGCAUCAAACAAGCCAGAAGAGGCUUAGCAAUUAUUUCUUUGGCUUAUGUUAAGAGUAUCCAACGCUAGGACCAUCUGGUGACAUUAGAAAUGAAUUUUGAUUAAACCUGGUUAGAAACACGGCCUAUUUAUAGACUAUUAAAAUGAUAUGUCCUUGUUUUGAUUUGGUUUGUUCUCUUCUGUGAAAUGAAAUUGUUUUUUUAUCUUGGGGUUGCUUAAAAAUACCCUCCUUUGAGACAACUGCCAUUAAUUAGGGUUUAUGGCAUGCUCUUGGUCACCCUCUCUGUUGUAGUCUUACAUUGCUAAUGCUUAGAGUAAAACACUGGAUCUUGAAAAUAGGGUGAGUAUGUGAUUUGUAAUUAGCACUAACCCAUAAUGGGUGUGUUCAAUUUAGUUUGUUAUAGUAACCCAGGGUCUGUAGUUUGUAAACCAUGGCUCAUGCCUCAGUCUGUUGAGCAUACUCAGCCAAUCCUGAUUUAAACCAUGGUUAACAAAACUACAGCUCAGAGUAAUGCGUAAGCAACUUAUGACAACAAAAACAAAUUCAGGGAUUUUAAUAUUUUUUUGUUACAAGGGUUGAGGGGUUUUGGGAGGGUUCUUUUAAUAAAAGUAUCAGCCUUUCCUAAAUAGGGUGGACUACAAUUUCUUAGCCAGCUUGACCCAAAAGAAAGAACUAUAUGAAGAACUAUGGCUUCAACUAGGUAAGCUAAAAUGUAAAACACACAUUUGAGUCCUUUCCUCAAUAGAAAUUUAGAAAGUAAACAAUUGUUAUUUCAUUGUAACUUGCUUCUGAGCAGAUAUAGCUAGGAGAGGUUGCCAUCCAGUUAAACUGCAACACUUUGCAGUCUUUACUUCAACAGACAUGCUUCAGUAUUAAAGACUGAACUUAGGGAGAUUCAGUAGCUCCAAAGAUGUCAUUGUGCUGUAGUAUGUACAUAUUGGGGGCACGUUGGCUCAGCAGUUAAAGAUGCUGAGCUUUUCAGUUGGAAAGCUGACAGCCCAGGUUUGAGACCCGAGUGCCAUAUGACAGGGUGAGCUCCUGUUACUUGUUCCAGCUCCUGUCCAUCUAGCAGUUCGAAAGUAUGCAAAUGUGAGUAGAUAAAUAGGUACCAUUUCAGUGGGAAGGUAACAGUGUUUCAUGUGCCUUGGCAUAUAGUCAUGCUGGCCAUAUGACCAUGGAAAUAUCCUCAGAACAAUGCUGGCACUCUCGGCCAAGAAACAGAGAUGAGCAACGUGCCCUAGAGUCGGACACAACUGGACAACUUUAUUAUAUAUCAGCACACACAUAUGGUGUUAUAAUCAUUUUUAACAAUUGACAGCUUCAGCAAUAUACAAUAAAAACUGCCUGAUAUAAUGAAAAUGCUAGCAAAAGGUGCAGAUUAGCUCUGAUUGAUUUUAUAGAUAUAUUGAAAGGAAUUGGUACCUCUUCAUUUUUAAUACACAUCCAUAUGUCUUUACUAACAAGAAUGUUUAAAUAUGAACAGAUAGUUUUAUUAACAAGCAUGCUACAUAUGCCUCUGUACAUAGCAUAACAUAUCCUUCAAAACAGGCCUUUUUCCCUCCAGGUAUGCUGGAUUUUGAAUCUAAUUCCAAAAUAGCAUUGGCACUGGGUUAGAGAAGCUGAAAUGUUAAUUUACUUGGAAAGCACUUGGCCAGGGGGGACAAUGCCUUAAAAUGGUUUUGAUGCUCAAUUGUUCAUCGUGCUGUUCAUACUUGCUUUUGAUAUUAGCCAAAGGUUGUUUUUUUUAAUGCAGUAAUGAUCUCCAGUUCAUUAUCUUUUUAGUUGCCUAAUUGGUUUGAACAGCCAUAUGUUUUGCAAGAAUAAGUACUGAAUGAAUGCACAAGGUAAAAUGGCUAUGCAAGCCCAUUUGAAUUUGUCUUGCAUCAUUUAGAAUAACAGAGUUGGAAGGGAACUUGGAGAUUUUCUAAUCCAAAUUCCUGCUCUAGCAGGAAACCCUAUACAAUCUCAGACAAAUGGCUGUCCGACCUUUUCUUAAUAACCUCCCAAGCUAGAGCACCCACAAUUUCUGAAGAGAAGCUGUUCCAUUGAUUAAUUGUUCCCACUGUCAGGAAAUUUCUCCUUAGUUCUAGGUUGCUUCUCCCCUUAAUUAGUUUCCAUCCAUCUUGGGGGCCAGCUAGACCCACCUCCUGUUCAAUGCAUGAUCUCCAAGAACAUUUUUGUCUGCAGUUUGGGGACCACAAUGAAGGGAAACAUGCCUAAUGAGAAAUUAUAUAUGUGACCCCCUUGGUCACGUGUAAACCAUCUUAGUAACUCAGUUCAUUCCCUUAAAAUGAACAUUUUUAAAUUUUGAAAAAUUCAUAUUUUUAAAAUGUGCCCUUAAAAUUGUGUCUUAACAAUUGGGACUUGUAACAAAAGUCUAUAAUAUAUUAGUAGAUGGCUAAUAUAUUUUUUGGUUUGGGGCUCAUUAUGCUAAAAUAAUUUUUGUUGUAGUUGAGCGUUGUAGGGGGUCUGGUUAGGAUGAGGUGAUGUCAUCAGAAGACAAGUGGAUUUUUUUAUCAUUUUGGCAGAUUGAAAAUUGGGCAAAAGUUUUCUUCAUAGAUGCAUUAAUUAUGUUGAAAGUUUAAUAUAUGUUUCCUUUUAUUUACCACCAAACAUCAAAAUGUCACAGUAUUUUACAUGGUGGUUUGCAGCCACACUUCUGUACUGUGAUUUUGAGAGUAUGAGGCAUAAGUUUUCUAUUUCUAAGCAUAAUAUCAAAAUAGCCAUAUUUCUUUCCAGGAAGAUCUUCUUCCCCCUUUUCACUUUAUUCUAUUUCCUCCCCAGAAAGAUCUGUUAAACAUGCUUAAGUUCUCUUUACCCUGUUUAGAGGGAGGGACUGCUAUUGAUAUUCACAGGAAGAGACCUCUGUUUCUGUUGAUACUCUUAGUUCAGGACGAGAAGAAGUGAGGGAUAGCUGCUAUUUUGUCUAGACAAGAGAAGAUUAAAACAACAUCCUCUAUUCUCUGUAUGCGGUUCCUUUUCCAGUAAGUACUGUGGUUGAAAUGAAUAGAAUAGAAUUCAUUGAAUUUGUUUGCAGAUGCACUGAUACUACUGUACAUUCUUCAGAAACCCCUCAAAUGUUGCAAAGAAGGAAAUCAUACCAUUCAUAUAAUCCUGUUAGCUAGCUUUUUGCAGCCUAAUUGUGUACCGGAUGAAAGAAAAGUUUUUGUAGCUUGCAAGAAUAUUUGAAGAGAGAUAAAUUAUUAGUUUUUUUCAAUAUUAACAAUAAUUUGGCCUGGAAUACUACAAAGUUCUGAUAGGAAUGAUCACUGUUUAGAUUACUACAAGAAUCCUUGUAAGCUAUUUAUCCUAACAAAUUAAGUGCCUAACACUUCCUGAGUCAUCUGCUGUUUAAAUUCUGAAAAGCCAAGUCAAGGUUUGUAUUUGUUCUCAGGUUUUCUACUUUUCACCUUAUCCCUUACCCAAAGCAUAUGAAUUUCUAUAAUUUUUCCCCAGAAAUUUCAAUUUUCUUAG
Messenger RNA from Notechis scutatus (mainland tiger snake), 8431 nucleotides. Lineage: Eukaryota; Metazoa; Chordata; Lepidosauria; Squamata; Elapidae. The record is from RefSeq and is a predicted model, not a curated record.